Molecule: messenger RNA, 816 nt
Organism: Helianthus annuus (common sunflower)
Lineage: Eukaryota; Viridiplantae; Streptophyta; Magnoliopsida; Asterales; Asteraceae
Product: peptidyl-prolyl cis-trans isomerase NIMA-interacting 4
Exons: 5
Coding region: 168-599 (143 amino acids)
Biological process (GO): rRNA processing
Molecular function (GO): peptidyl-prolyl cis-trans isomerase activity; DNA binding
Source: RefSeq, a predicted model, not a curated record
GAUACCGGUAUUUCGGUAAAAAAUCUCAUCCCUACGCCAAAAUAUCAAAAUUAUAUAUGCGAUAAGCGAGUAACUUGAUAGAAGCAAACUAAAGACCUGAGAGCAUAAUCGGCGACUGCGUACGUUUCUCAAAACCCCUUUAAUCGAACUCCAAAGCUUGAAAGACAAUGGGAAAGGACGCGAAGGGCGGCGGAAAAGGCAAAGGAAAGCAGGCAGGUGGGAGUGAGGAUGGUGGUGGUGCAAAAGGCAAAGGCAAAGGUGGAAAGGCUGCCGAUGGCCUUGGCACUUGUACAUACGUAAAAGCAAGGCAUAUCUUGUGUGAAAAGCAAGGUAAAAUCAAUGAAGCAUACAAGAAGCUGCAAGACGGGUGGCUUAGCAAUGGAGAUAAGGUCCCUCCAGCUGAAUUUGCAAAGAUAGCUGCCGAAUACUCAGAAUGCCCAUCAGGAAAGAAAGGUGGAGACCUUGGAUGGUUUCCGCGAGGCAAGAUGGCUGGACCAUUUCAAGAGGUUGCUUUUAACACGGUUGUUGGAGCUACCAGUCCACCUUUUAAAUCAACACAUGGGUAUCACAUCAUCUUGGCCGAAGGACGGAAGAAUUAGAUCACAAGCAGCAUAAUGUUACUGUUGUGGUCAUGAAAUAAAGCUGACUUACAGUAUUUUGUUUCUUGAACAUAUGAAACACUCAUGUCAUGAAAGUGUCUUUUGUUGCUUUUAUUUUCUAUCGUAAGGUCCCGUGGGAUUAUGGGGAGAACACUACCAAUGACUUCCUCGUGUAUUAGAAUGGGUCAAAAAUCAAAAUGGGUCAAUGUUUAUUAAA